Molecule: messenger RNA, 850 nt
Organism: Pollicipes pollicipes
Lineage: Eukaryota; Metazoa; Arthropoda; Thecostraca; Pollicipedomorpha; Pollicipedidae
Exons: 6
Coding region: 41-850 (269 amino acids)
Source: RefSeq, a predicted model, not a curated record
CAAUGCCAAGUGCUUCAAGAAGGACGGCGUCUGCAAGAACAUGGGCUUCAUCGCGUCAAGCCCGCUGAUCGACCUGAACAACCGACCGGAGGACCCGGUGAGCUGCGAGUGCUUCUGCCCGUACUCCGACCUGAAGGGUCAGUUCUGCGAGGACAACACCUUCAUGAAGUACAAGUACCUCAACACGAAGGCCUCGUGCUUCGGCUUCAUCACCAAGAGCGGCGACGUGCACGUGGAGAAGCUGCGCGGUCAGCUGCACCAGCAGCGCGGGCGCAACGUGCUGGCUCCGAUGGGCGCCGGCUCCUACAUCUACAAGGAGCGCGAGAUAUUCUCUGACAAGGAGGCGAGGGCCCUGACGCAGGACCAGGACACGCUCCUGGCGUUGUUCCAGCCGCCGAUCAAUGUCAGGAAGACGGGAGGACUGGCGGCCGCGCCCGACGUCUGGGUCUCCAAACAGUGGUGCACGUUCAUCUGGGCACCCCCGAGCAAGAAGAGAGCCAUCGUCACCGUGAACGCGUCCCGACUUUGGCAGUCGGACGAGUUCACGCAGCAGCUGCCGGCCGUCACCAAGAGCCUGAUCGACAAGAAGGGCGACUGCCAGAGGGCGCUCAAGUUCGUGCACUCCCACGGCCCGGACCAGGCCAAGCUGCGCACCAAGUGCUUCUCGGCCAUCUACUUCCCGCCGGAGCGGCCCUACAUGAUCUGGAGCAACACGAGCGCGCUCACUGCCUACAUCUACUGGGACUGGUACCUCUCCCAGCGGAUCCCGCGGCAGCUGAAGCACGCAAUGAAGCUGACCUUGACCACACGGUUCGAACUGGCUCCCGCCUACACGCUGGAGACCUGCUGA